GCCAGUGCAGCUGAGUUGAUGAGGAGUGAGCAGAGCAGAAUUUCCACCAGGUAUUUGCGUGACAGCAGUGCCCGGGGGUGAACAGGACAGUGCUGGCCGGAGCCCUUUCUCCCUCAGAGGAUAGCUUGGGGUAACAGGAGAUCAAGGCAUACAGUGGAGUCUUCUCAGGGAAGAUGUCGUCUUUGACAAUGAGAACUCGUUGUGUGGACAAAAGAGGAAGUUUCUUUAAGCUCAUUGACACAAUUGCCUCAGAAAUCGGAGAACUGAAACAGGAGAUGGUACAGACAGAUCUCACAGUGGAAGAUGAAUCUGCUGAUUGGCAAAGUCUAAUAAAGGAUAUGGAUGAUGUCUCUCCUGAGAAAAAUGAUGUAAAAAGCUGCCCCCGGGACUCUGGAUAUGAUAGCCUAUCCAACAAGCUAAGCAUAUUGGACAAGCUCCUCCAUACUCACCCUGUGUGGCUGCAGCUGGGUCUGAAUGAUGCUGAAGCCAUGGAAAUUUUGCGGACACAGCCUCCUGGGAUAUUUCUGGUUAGGAAAUCUGCAAGGCUGCAGAAGAAAGUCAUCUCUCUGCGUCUGUCCAGCGACUGUGGGUCCUGCCUGAAAGAAUUUGCCAUUAAAGAAAGUACAUACACGUUUUCCUUGGAGGGGUCUGGAAUAAGUUUUGCUGAUUUGUUCAGGCUCAUUGCUUUCUACUGUAUUAGCAGGGAUGUCCUUCCAUUCACACUGAAGUUGCCUCAUGCAAUUGCUGCAGCAAAGACAGAAGCUGAACUUGAAGAGAUUGCUCAGCUUGGACUGAACUUUUGGAGCUCCCUGGCUAACAGCAAACCCCCGGAUCCUUCACCUCCCUGUAGGCCUGUGCCUUUGGACCGUGCUCGCAAAGACUCACGCCAGCUCUGCCUUAUAAAUGGAGUGCAUUCUAUACGAACCAGAACGCCUUCAGAGCUGGAGUGCAGCCAGACCAACGGAGCGCUGUGUUUCAUUAAUCCCCUCUUCUUAAAAGUGCACAGCCAGGAUGUCAGUGGAAGUCUGAAAAGGCAGAGCCCGAGAACUCCAGACGUGAAUGGCACAGCGAGGCCUCGCUCCCCCCCGCCCCGGCCACCACCUCCUGCUAUUAAUAGCACCCUCACGAGCCCACAGAUUUCCAGGACUAUAAAGCAGGCGAGCAUGCCAGAAACAGUCAGCCAUAAGAAGGAGAGGGGCUUGGAUUUGCUGCAGAACAAGCCCACCCCGAUUCCGCCUCCUCGGCUGAAGAAGCAGGCUGCGUGCUCCGAGGCAGACAGUGCCUCCAGGAGCGCGGCAGCGCUCCGGCCUGACUCCGUGUGCGUGCCCGAGGCAGCCGCGGUGCCGCGUGAAGCCCUGCCCGAGCCGGCUCCAGCAGCUCCCAAAAAGACUCCGGCUGCCAUCUCUGAGUCACACAUCCCGUGGAAUGGAGGCAGGCAGAGACUGAGCGACAUGAGCAUUUCCACCUCCUCCUCUGACUCUCUGGACUUCGAUCGGAGCAUGCCGCUCUUCGGCUAUGAGGGGGACACCAACAGCAGCCUGGAGGACUUUGAGGGGGAAAGUGACCAGGAGAGCAUGGCACCCCCUUUGAAGCCCAAGAAGAAAAGAAGCAGUUCGUUUGUUCUCCCCAAGAUUGUGAAAUCUCAGCUACGGAAAGUCAGUGGAGUUUUCAGUUCCUUCAUGACCCCUGAGAAGAGGAUGAUUAAGAAAAUUGCAGAGAUGUCCCGGGACAAACGCACCUAUUUUGGAUGCUUGGUACAGGACUAUGUCAGCUUUCUCCAAGAAAACAAGGAGUGCCAUGUUUCGAGCACUGAUAUGCUGCAAACAGUUCGUCAGUUCAUGACCCAAGUCAAGAACUACUUGUCCCAAAGCUCCGAACUUGAUCCCCCAAUCGAAUCACUGAUUCCUGAAGACCAAAUAGAUGUUGUGCUGGAGAAGGCCAUGCAUAAGUGCAUUCUGAAGCCGUUGAAGGGUCACAUUGAAGCGAUGUUGAAAGAGUUUCAUACCACAGAUGGUUCCUGGAAACAACUGAAGGAAAACCUGCAGCUGGUGCGGCAGAGGAAUCCUCAGGAACUGGGCGUGUUUGUCCCAACACCAGACUUUGUGGACGUUGAAAAGAUUAAAGUCAAGUUCAUGACUAUGCAGAAGAUGUAUUCACCUGAAAAGAAAGUCAUGCUGCUGCUGAGAGUUUGCAAAUUGAUUUACACUGUCAUGGAGAAUAACUCAGGGAGGCUGUAUGGAGCUGAUGACUUCUUGCCUGUGUUGACGUAUGUGCUCGCCCAGUGUGAUAUGCUGGAGCUGGAUACCGAGAUCGAAUACAUGAUGGAGUUGUUGGAUCCAUCCUUGCUGCAUGGAGAAGGGGGCUAUUACUUGACAAGCGCUUAUGGAGCACUUUCACUGAUCAAGAACUUCCAGGAAGAACAAGCUGCGCAGCUGCUCAGUUCAGAGGCCAGAGACACUCUCCGGCAGUGGCACAAGAGGAGGACAACAAACAGGACAAUACCUUCAGUUGAUGAUUUUCAGAACUACCUUCGUGUUGCAUUCCAGGAAGUUAACAGCGGCUGUACGGGAAAGACUUUGCUAGUAAGGCCAUAUAUCACUACCGAAGAUGUAUGUCAGCUUUGCGCUGAGAAGUUUAAAGUGGCAAAUCCAGAAGAAUACAGGCUGUUUCUUUUUGUUGAUGACACCUGGCAACAACUGACAGAGGAUACCUACCCUCAGAAAAUCAAGGCGGAGUUGCACAGCCGUCCGCAGCCCCAGGUCUUUCACUUUGUCUACAAGCGCCUUAACAGCGACCCGUACGGGGCCAUUCUGCAGAACAGCCACGACUCGGCUGCUUAAAACCAGCAACCUGCCAUUUUUGUGUCUGUGCCUUGGUAAUUGUUACAAACAUCUUUGCUGGCUGCCUUCCUUAGGAGCUAAAACAUGUCUUAAACCUUAAGUGCCUGGUGAAACACGUGCUGACGUUUCUGAUAUUGCUUACGGGACCCAGGCGCGCUGUGCACGUGGCCAGUUAUGGAGAAUAUUCCACCAGCAUGUCUGAGGAGACAGCCUAUGAGGCUGCAUUUCUUGUACCAUGGGCUCUUUUUCAGCAUAUUCUACUGUGGCCUUUCACAGGUCUUGGCUGUAGUGUGCAAAAUACAAUUCUCUUCCACUCCUGUUUCCCCAGCUGUCACUUGCAUUUGAAUCCGUGUGCGAGGCGAGUGCGUCCCUGAACUGGGGUGAGCUCAGUUCCCCAGCAGGAGUUUGACAAGACUGUCCGAUGCAGGGCAUCAGUUCACUCAGCAUUACCUGGAUGGUUGCAUCCUUGUCUAAUUUUUUUGAUUACAGAAAAUCAACCUGUUUUUAUAUAUAUAUAUAUAUAUAUAUAUAAAAUAGAUAUUUUAUAGCAGUUGCAGGUAAACUGUCAGGGUUGGUUUUUGAAAUAUUUUUUUAACUAAAAUAUUCUAUAAUUAUGCAUGUGAUUUUUAACAUUUAAUACAGAAGAAUAAAUCUCUUGCUGGUUUUAGAGUCUUGCAUUGACAGCCUGUGUGGUUUCUCUUCUUUACCUGCCCCAGGAGAAUUCUUAGGAAACCUCUGUAUCCUUAAGGCAGUUUUGCUGUCUGUCCUCAAUUGUCUUCUCAAAAUCAGACCAUUUUACUCAUUGUGCUGUGCAAAACACAUCUUAGCCUCUCAUCACAUUCAUUCUGAGCACACUGAGGGGAAGAGAACUGAUAAAGGUAGAAUUUCCCUGAGAAAGGAGAUCAGGGUGCCACUGGUGGCACGGGCUGGGAUUGGAGCUGAGCUGGAGCACGUCAUCCAUUCCUCUUUCACCUCAUGUUUCAUCAGGGCGUUUAUGGCUCUGCCAAGAGCCAGAUGGUAAUUAAGGAGUCCCAGGCCAAGCCAUGGCAGUAACCUGUUCUGUUUGAGCUGCUGGUUUCUUGACACGUGCGUCAGCCAUACUCUCUAAUAAGUCUUGGGGUUUGUUUCUGAUUUUCUUUCAGCCUUAUAUCCAACUAUCAUCCCCUUUUCUUCUCUUUGUCCAGUGUGUCUUUUGUAUUCCUUGGUCCUGUGUGCUCCCAUUCCCUUUCCCUACUUCACUCUCUUCUUCUUUUUAAGAAAUAAAUACUCAAUAUUUAUUUAAUAAACCUUGCUCAGUCCCUCUCCCUGUUCUGUCCUACUUUUUGUCUCCCUCCCUCUCUCCCUGCCUGCAUCUUUAUCUUUCCUUCUUUCUUCCUCUUUUUUUCCCUUUUCCUGCACUGGGACUGUAUUUCUUUGUCCCACUCACUGUCCUUUACCUGUCUGCAUUUUCUGCCCAGUCCUUCAUUCUCAUUGUACCCUUGUCUUGAAAAGCCUCUGUCCUGCUGGCCGUGCCUCUCCUCCAUCCCUGCCCCGCACCUCGCCCGCUUUCCCCCACAGGCCGUGCCAUGGUCGUUGCCUCUCUCUGUCCUUGUUUCCCUCUUUGUAGCCCUCUGUCUCUUUCUCUGUCCUUCUCCAUGCCUCACUCCUGUUCCUCUUUUUUCUGUGUGGCCUGUGGUGCUUUCCAUGCCAUUGUUUCUCACUGGAUACUCGUGAACCAUUCCCUGUCCUUGUUCUUUUUUAAGCCCUUUCUGUAAUGCCGCCCAUCCCAGUUAGGGUUUUUUUUGGUUUUUUUGUUUGUUUGGGUUUUGAUUUGUUUUGGGGUUUUUUGGGGAUGUUUCUGUUUUGGUUUGGGGUUUUUUUUUUGGUGGUUUUGUUUGUUUGUUUGGUUUUUGCCUUACUUGUAUUCCAUUUUUAUUCUUGGUGGCUCUGUGGUGCUCCCGUGUGCCAUUGUUUCUCUACUCCCGUUCCCUGGCCCUGUUCUUUUUUAAUCCCUCACUGUCAUGCUGCUCAUCCUAGGUUUGUUGUUGUUGUUGUUUUGGUUGUUUUUUCAAUUUCAUUCUGCACCCCGUUCUUACUUUUUUCCUGUGUCCUCUCUGCUGCCUUUCCCUCUCUCUGCGUCUCUCCUGUGACUGCGGGGCUGGGGAGGAACUUCUGGGAGCCGCCCCCCAUUCUUGUUGCAGCAGAGUCCCUUUUGGGGGGAUGUACUCGUGGGAAGGGCUGGAAUAAAGCACCGCGCUGCUGUCCAGGGCA
Onychostruthus taczanowskii (white-rumped snowfinch) is the source of this 5090-nucleotide messenger RNA. It is a transcript of the gene RIN2, whose product is annotated as Ras and Rab interactor 2. The transcript is spliced from 12 exons. Gene Ontology annotation, biological process: vesicle-mediated transport; signal transduction. Lineage: Eukaryota; Metazoa; Chordata; Aves; Passeriformes; Passeridae. Gene Ontology annotation, molecular function: small GTPase binding; guanyl-nucleotide exchange factor activity. Gene Ontology annotation, cellular component: endocytic vesicle; cytosol. The record is from RefSeq and is a predicted model, not a curated record. Bases 174 to 2840 code for a protein of 888 amino acids.